AUGCCGCCGAAGUUGGACCCGAGCCAGAUCGUCGAUGUGUACGUCCGUGUCACCGGAGGAGAAGUCGGAGCCGCCAGUUCCCUGGCUCCGAAGAUCGGUCCUCUCGGUCUCGCCCCUAAGAAGAUCGGAGAAGACAUCGCGAAAGAGACAGCCAAGGAGUGGAAAGGUCUCCGCGUUACCGUGAAGCUGACGGUUCAGAACCGUCAGGCUAAGGUGACGGUGGUUCCAUCUGCCGCAGCUCUGGUCAUCAAGGCGUUGAAGGAGCCGGAGAGAGACCGGAAGAAGGUGAAGAACAUCAAGCACAAUGGAAACAUUUCAUUUGAUGAUGUGACUGAGAUUGCAAGGAUAAUGAGGCCUAGAUCCAUCGCCAAAGAGCUGAGCGGGACCGUGAGGGAGAUUCUAGGGACGUGCGUCUCCGUUGGAUGCACCGUUGAUGGAAAGGACCCCAAGGAUCUUCAGCAGGAGAUUCAAGAGGGUGAGAUCGUUAUUCCUGAGAACUAA
Messenger RNA from Thlaspi arvense, 501 nucleotides. Lineage: Eukaryota; Viridiplantae; Streptophyta; Magnoliopsida; Brassicales; Brassicaceae. The record is from the annotation of a GenBank genome assembly.